Messenger RNA from Vigna umbellata (rice bean), 949 nucleotides. NCBI's taxonomy places the organism in Eukaryota, Viridiplantae, Streptophyta, Magnoliopsida, Fabales, Fabaceae. The record is from RefSeq and is a predicted model, not a curated record.
CACAUGAUUUAACAGCAGUAAUAUAAACAUUGCUUUAAGAAAAAAUUCUAUGACUAAUCAUAUUUAUUUUUGCAACCAUGAACCAUUUUAUCUGUUCUGCAAGUUUCAUUUAAUGCUAUUGAAGUGAAUGCUGAUGUUCCAGCCACUAUUGACAUGAUCCAGGGUUGUGGAAAGUGUUGGAGAGGGUGUAACUGAACUUGCAAAAGGAGAUUUGGUUGUCCCAAUUUUCUUAGCUGAUUGUGGGGAGUGUUUAGAUUGCAAAUCAAGCAGGAGCAAUCUUUGUUCAAAUUUUCCUUUUCAGUUCUCUCCUUGGAUGCCUAGAGAUGGCACAUCAAGAUUCAAGGAUUCAAAAGGAGAGAUAAUACAGCAUUUCAUGUUUGUUUCUAGUUUUAGUGAGUACACUGUGAUUGACACUGCCCAUCUAACCAAGGUUGAUCUACCAAUACCACCCAAGCUGGCAUGCCUACUUGGCUGUGGAAUAUCAACUGGAGUAGGUGCUGCUUGGAAAUCUGCAGGUGUGGAGCCAGGCUCUACAGUAGCCAUUUUUGGGCUGGGAAGUAUUGGAUUAGCUGUUGCUGAGGGAGCUAGAAUUUGUGGAGCAACUAAGAUUAUAGGUGUGGAUAUCAACCCAGAGAAAUAUGAAGUUGGAAAAAAGUUUGGAGUCACUGACUUUGUCCAUUCUGGAGAAAGCAAAGACAAAACUGUGAGCCAGAUUAUCAUGGAGAUGACUGAUGGGGGAGCAGACUAUUGUUUCGAAUGUGUUGGCAAGGCAUCACUGAUGGAAGAUGCAUACGCUUCUAGUAGAAGGGCUUGGGGAAAAACGGUAGUUGUAGGAUUGGACAAGCCAGGAUCCAAGUUGAGCCUUGACUGUGGUGAAGUACUGCUCAGUGAGAAGACACUCAGGGGAUGCUUAUUUGGAGGACUCAAACCUAAGACUGAUGUACCUACU